Messenger RNA from Spinacia oleracea (spinach), 2507 nucleotides. Its product is annotated as vacuolar-sorting receptor 6-like. The transcript is spliced from 12 exons. The record is from RefSeq and is a predicted model, not a curated record. Lineage: Eukaryota; Viridiplantae; Streptophyta; Magnoliopsida; Caryophyllales; Amaranthaceae. The coding region runs from base 161 to 2065 and encodes 634 amino acids. Gene Ontology annotation, molecular function: calcium ion binding.
UUACUAUUUACUCCUCCACCUGGAAGACCCGGUCUGUACCUCUCUGUCAACCCAACUUCCAUUUCCAUACCCCCAACAAAUUAAAAACCACCCAACAUUUUAUUAUAAAAAAAAAUUCAUAAUAUAUUUUUUAGUUUUGUUGAAGAAAUUAUAGAGAAAUAUGAAAAUGGAAGGGAGGUUGGUGGUGGUUGUAUGGGUGGUGGUUGUGAUUGCGGUUGCGGCACGGUGUAUUAGUGGGAGGUUUGUGGUGGAGGAAAACAGCAUAACGGUGUUGCAACCAUAUAGUUUAAAGUCAAAGCAUGAUGGUUCAAUAGCAAAUUUUGGAGUACCAGAGUAUGGAGGUUCAAUGGUGGGUUCUGUUGUUUAUCCUGAUCAUGGUUCUGAUGCUUGUAACAGUUUUGAUGGUGAUAAGCCUUUUAAAUCUCUUACUUCUAGACCCAAUAUUCUCCUUGUUGAUCGUGGAGAGUGCUACUUUGCCCUGAAAGCAUGGAAUGCACAACAAGCAGGAGCAGCAGCAGUACUAGUUGCAGACACCAUAGAUGAAGGUUUAAUAACCAUGGAUUCCCCUGAAGAAAGCAGUGAUGCAGACGGGUUCAUUGACAAGUUACAAAUCCCUUCAGUUCUUAUACAAAGAGAAUUUGGCGAUACCUUAAAAGACUCCUUGAAGAAGGGCAAUGAAGUUGUGGUAAAACUAGACUGGUCAGAGUCAAUGCCGAACCCAGAUGGUAGGGUUGAAUACGAGCUAUGGACUAACAGCAACGAUGAAUGUGGGAUUCGAUGCAAAGAACAGAUGGAUUUCAUUAAGGAUUUUAAGGGUCCUGCACAGAUACUUGAAAAGGGGGGUUAUACACUUUUUACUCCUCAUUACAUAACUUGGUAUUGUCCUGAACCAUUCUUGCUUAGCAGUCAGUGUAAGUCACAGUGUAUAAACCGAGGUAGGUAUUGUGCUCCUGACCCUGAGCAGGAUUUUGGGGAAGGUUAUGAAGGGAAGGAUGUUGUGUUUGAGAAUUUGAGACAGCUUUGUGUUCAUAGUGUUGCUAAAUCUGAGAAUAGGUCAUGGGUUUGGUGGGAUUAUGUUACUGAUUUCCAUAUUAGGUGUUCUAUGAAGGAGAAGAAAUACACUAAAACUUGUGCUGAGGAUGUCUUGAAGUCUCUUAGUUUGCCAGUUGAUAAGAUCAAAAAGUGCAUGGGAGAUCCAGAAGCCGAUGUAGAUAAUGAAAUUUUAAAAAAUGAACAAGACAAGCAGAUUGGAAAAGGAUCUCGCGGUGAUGUUACUAUCUUGCCUACUUUGGUCAUCAAUGAUGUCCAAUACAGAGGGAAACUGGAGAGAAGUGCUAUACUGAUGGCUGUAUGUUCUGCAUUCAAGGAGACAACUGAUCCACCAAUUUGUUUGUCAGGAGGAAUUGAGACUAAUGAGUGUCUCGAAAACAAUGGUGGAUGCUGGCAGGACACGCAAGCCAACAUCACAGCGUGCAAGGACACAUUCAGAGGAAAAGUUUGUGAAUGUCCUCUUGUAUCAGGUGUUCAGUAUCAAGGAGAUGGUUAUACCACUUGUAAAGCUAAUGGACCAGGCCGAUGUUCAAUAAACAAUGGUGGUUGCUGGUCAGACACAAGGAAUGGCAACAGUUUCUCGGCUUGUUCAACAUCAGAACUUUCUGGCUGCAGUUGUCCAGAAGGAUUUCAUGGAAACGGCCACAACUGUGACGAUAUUGACGAAUGCAAAGAAAGUACAGUCUGCAAGUGCUCCGGCUGCAGCUGUAAGAAUACAUGGGGUGGAUAUGAUUGUAAGUGUGGAGGAAAUCGCUUGUAUAUCAAGGACCAAGACACUUGUAUAGAAAGAAGCUCCACAGAAUCUGGAUGGUUUGUAUCUCUGGUUUUCAUAGCAGUCUUGGCUGGGUUUGGGUCAGCUGGAUAUAUAUUCUACAAGUACAGACUCCGGUCCUACAUGGACUCGGAGAUAAUGGCUAUCAUGUCUCAGUACAUGCCGCUUGACAGUCAUAACGCUCGAAAUGCUGAAGUCCAUAACUCGGAGGUUGAACCUCUACAGCAAGAAUCUUCGGUAUGAAGCAACUACAGUGUUGAAGAUCGUUUUUUGAUGUGUAGAUAAUGUGAGAGGGUACAUUGUACACUAACACUCAUCAUGAAUACUGAACAGUUGGAGACAUACAAAAGAGAAAAGAUGCCCAUAAGGCCAUAAUCCAUGUACACAAUUAUGAGCUUUUACCCGUCAUGUGUGAUGUAUAUACAUUUAAUAGCUAGGGGUGUAUAGACAAUGCAAUAAUUGCGACAUAGUCGAAUUUAUUCCAUUAGAGUUAGUUCAUAUUCUAGAUGAGGACAUUAGAGGAGUGGCACUACCACGACUAGUUCCUCCGUAGUUGUUCUGUUAGUUUGGUUUCCUGUUUUUUUCUUGUUAGUUUUCUUUUCUUUCAAGUAUUGCUUCGUCUCAUGAAUUAAAAAAACUAAAAAAAUAUAUAGCAAAUUAUAAAAAAAAGUUCCCGUUUUUGUCA